Amoebophrya sp. A25 is the source of this 1896-nucleotide messenger RNA. Lineage: Eukaryota; Dinophyceae; Syndiniales; Amoebophryaceae. The record is from the annotation of a GenBank genome assembly.
AGGUGUCAGAAUCGAUUUUGCCGAAGUCUGCGCAAAUAGCGACUCAACAGUCUCGAAGGCUUGCGUGGCAAUAUUUUGAAACGAAUUGUCUCCAGGAAGAAAAAGUUAAGAAGUACACACCUUCGCUUGUUCGAUCUGUAUUUCAUCCCUCUAAGGGAACCAACCCUGAGUGAUGAGUCGUUCGGAUGUUGUAGUUCUUAGCCCCUAUUAUUGUUGUUAGUAAUAUAUCCAAAUCUCCAAAUCUCCAAAAUGUCUAUCUGUAUCUAUUCAUGACAGCGAAAGAACUCAAUGGAUCACACACACGUUGUUUUCACUAUUCCUGAGCCAGUCUUUCUAAGCAGUAAGAUGGAAGUGACCUCUCUUUAGAGCUGGACAGUGGGGAAGACAGUGACGAAGUUCAACUGCGGGUGCCUGACUUGCUCUCUGACCUGAACAGGCUAUAUACGGAAGUUAAGACCUGAGUCCUGAGUUCAGGCUAGGCAGUAUAUACUUCUUACUUUGUUGACAAAGACUAGUAGACUAAUACGAAACUUCAUCUUAGACGACAGAAUACAAUAGAACGAAUAAGAAACUCGAAGAUGAACAAGAACAACACACACACACGAACAAUACGAAUACACGAGAUAGAAAGUGCUACACUUCUUGUCGUGAGUGACACACAGCGGCUGGAACUCUUUUGUCUUAUUUUAGAUGCACGAUAUUUUUCCAUCAUCUUAUUCUGAGUGUAAGUGUUUGUCUUUGUAGUAAGACUAACGACGUGCGUUCUUUCUUCUUGCUCCACUAAGUCUGGAAGGUUAUCGUGAGUCUUGAAAGUAGACGUACGCUGAUGACGAUGAUUGGCAACAUGUAACUGCAAGGGGCAUCUCGUCCAGAGUAAAUAUUCAGUGUUAUAAUUUGUAAUUUAUCACUACUUGUUAUUCAUCCACACAGGUGUUCCGUUCCGGUCACUCCGAGUUUUUCAUUUGCACAGAUAAGAGUGUUCUACUGAGGAAGUGCUACAACUAGAUUAGGAGUACUUCUAGAACUAGAUUAAUAGGUGUACUACUACUCGUGAACAAGAUGUUAAUGAGUCAAUGUUUAGUGUCAAAGCAAGGUGAAGACUAGGAUUUAUUGAAUGCGGCGAGACAUGCUUCGCCAUCUAAGAAUACUCGGGAGAAAGUAGACAAUAGCGUAGACGAAAGGAAGACAGUUUCCGCAGAAACCCUAUCGAAAUGUGCUGAUAUGAGCAAAGACUACACCCGAAAAGAGGAACUCGAAGAGGAUGCAAUCGCUGAGCAAAAGGUUAUGGAGCAAAGUGACCACAGGUCAUAUCUUCUUGUUUCCCUAUGUUAUAAGGUCAGAUCAUAUUGGACGAGGAUAAAUAUUUGUUAUAACUCGGUUUUUACACUACUUGGCCCGGCCGAGUACAUCAAUCAGGGACAACUAGGACAUCUCUUUCUUCUACCCCUUAACGUACUGCCUUUCGUCUCGUCAUCAGUCUGGUACAUGAGCACGCGAUAUAAUUGCCUUACUCCUGUAGAUCAUACAUGCUCGUCAUGCGUCUGCUUUCUUCUAAUGGCCAAGAGGAUGCCGCGGAUGAGGAGCGUGAACAGGCAGAAAAGCUAGAAAGGGAAAGGGCUGAGGAAGAGAGGCUACGAGAAAAGGAGAGGGAGGAAGAGCUAGAAAGGGCCGAGCGGGAGAGGGAAGAACGAGAAAAGAAGCAGAAGGAGAUAGAGGAUGAGGCCGCUGAAGCUGCAAGGAAAGCUCAGGAGGAAGAACGACGACGUAAAGCUAAGGCUUGCGCGAAUCCAUCUCUAUAGACAUCCUUUAAGCAUAUUCACCCCAAUACAAGGGAGAUACUGACGCAUAUGCUUGAGGGAUUUCCACAGAGAUGAAAAGGGGAGGAGGCUAAUAUAG